Helobdella robusta is the source of this 459-nucleotide messenger RNA. RefSeq lists its product as hypothetical. Lineage: Eukaryota; Metazoa; Annelida; Clitellata; Rhynchobdellida; Glossiphoniidae. The transcript is spliced from 4 exons. Bases 1 to 459 code for a protein of 152 amino acids. The record is from RefSeq and is a predicted model, not a curated record. Gene Ontology annotation, biological process: dense core granule exocytosis; synaptic vesicle exocytosis.
AUGGUGAUGAUGAUGGUGAUGAUGAUGGUGAUGAUGAUGGUGUUGAUGAAGGACAUCGUGACCCCGGUGGCACUGGAGGAGGUCAGGGGGGUCAUCAGGAGGUGCCUCGAGAACGCUGCCCUCGUCAACUACACCAAGAUCACUGAGACCAUGAAACUCGAAGAUUCGAUGAUGACGUGCGAUGACGCUGAUUGUAAGAAGAAGCUGGAGAGCCUGAUGAGGCUGGCAGAGAUGUGCAUCGAGGUGCUGCAGCAGAAGGAGGAGUACCAUGCUGAGGCAUUCGCUUGGUUCAGUGACCUGAUGGUAGAACACUCUGAAAUUUUCUGGUCCCUAUUCGCUGUAGACAUGGACUCGAUCCUGGAGAUGCAACAUCCGGAUUCAUGGGACAGCUUCCCGCUCUUCCAGAUGCUCAAUGACUACUUGCACAGCCACGGUCAGUCAGUCAGUCAGUCGCACUGA